This is a messenger RNA of Nematocida ausubeli, 2781 nucleotides long. RefSeq lists its product as uncharacterized. The record is from RefSeq and is a predicted model, not a curated record. Bases 1 to 2781 code for a protein of 926 amino acids. Lineage: Eukaryota; Fungi; Microsporidia. The transcript has a single exon.
AUGAAAAGAAAUAUAUUUGCAUACAGUACAUAUACACUUAUAUUAGUGCUGGUGGUUAACCAUGCACUAUCUACCGUGCUACCAUACGGAAAUCCAUUAAGCGUCGCAGGAGAGAACUACAAUGCAAGCAUAAACCACCUAGAAACUCAGAAGAAUCUAUCUGGGCUGCUCGCAAGCGAACAGAUAGAACAGAUAUCCAGAAUUGUUCAAAAAGCGUUUUCCACAGUGGAAAACAAAUACAAAAUAGGCGAAGAUCAUACGAAGGCAGCACGAAAGAAACGUAUUGCAAGAAGUGUGCCGAGCUCGAAUAUAGCCCCAAUGAAAUAUACUAAAGACAUAGACGAUCUUGUCAUGGGUAUAAAGCAAAGGGCCCCAAGAGACGAAAUACAGCAAGACGAGUAUAACAGAGCCAUGUACAGAAUACUAGAAGAAAUGGAAAGAGAAAUAAAGAUGAAAGGAGAAUCAAUUCAAAAUAUGCACAAAACAGUACUUAAUGAAAAGAAUCAAAGAAGAUCUCCUCCACGAGCUGAAAACCUCAAGUGGGAUGAGCUAAUAAAGAAUGAACUAGGCACAGGCAGCUUUGACUAUUUGAGUAGCAUGCUUUCAAUAGAGAACCGAGAUAAUCCUAUCCCACAGGCAAUUGCCCACAGUUGGCAGCAGCUGUGCACACAUAAGGAUUUAAACACUCUUUCAUCGGAGCUGAAUCUUUUUAAUAGGCUUUCUGUCCACAGUACCAAUGCGAAGAUAGACAAAAUCUUGAGAGUAAUUCAAAUGAUGUCUAAGAAAAUUAAACUACGUGCUGUGAAUAACAAAAGCAUGCAGGACAUUGCCUCUGAAUACACAAAGUUUAAGGACCAGCUUUCCUCUAGGGUGCACGAUUUUGAGAGCAAAAUGAGUGCACAACUGCACAGCGCAUGCUAUGACGUAGUAAAGGAGCACAUAAUAGGUAGUAGAGAGAUAAUUGAAGACUUUGACCGUACACUUACCAAUCAAUAUAAUACUGCUUUAGUAAACUUCAGAAAUAUAAUAAAUUCAGAGCUACAGAUUCUACUGAAUGCCCAGCAAAGCUAUGCAAUUAAAGGAGAAAUAAACAGACUGCUAGACACUGUAGUGCUAUACUACCAGCUGCACGAGAAUAUGCUCAAGAGUGAUUCUGACAGAGUAAAGUACUUGAAGUAUAUGUUUGAGAGGGAGAUGGGGAUUUCUGGAUCUGGCCGCUCACCCUACCAUAGACUAGAGGAAAACUCUAUUCCUCUUCUAAUUAAUUUAGUCAACACACUGAGCAGCUCAUUUACAUCUGUAAUAAAAGAAGAAGCCGACAGUGUAAGCCAGAUUAACGCGCAUGCAAUAAAACCAGGAAAUUCUGCAAACCAGCCAGAAUUGCAACACCCAGUGCGUGUCUUACCACCAGCACGUGAAUUACCAUCUCCAGCUCCAAUUACAACAACAACUGCCAAGCCAACAACCACCACUCCGCAGCCUACUCUCUCUCCUGUAGACAAGAUGAUAAAUGAUAUAAGAGGAGAGUUUUGGAGAAUUCUGCAUACAACUGGCGAAGACAGAAAUAGCACGCAACAGAUAUUAGCAAAAGCAGCAGAAGACUUUGGAAAAGACUGGAAACCUGAAAGUCCUGAAAAUCACCACGGUAGAGAGGUUACAUGUCUUGAGGAUGCUCUAGGCUUACAUAAAAAUGCAACAGCACAGGAGAUCUAUGAUGGGCUGCUCGCAUGGGAGUCCCAAGAAUCUAAAAAGACAUCCAAUUCCAGCAAAGUAAAAGAAGACCUUAUAGAAGAGAUUGCCAGAAUAAACAAGUCUUUGGCCGCAGUGAAGGACAGUGUAGACCAAGCAAACAAGAUUCUUGCAGAUGAAACAAAAGAAUUUAAUGCUCUGGCAGCGACUCAAAGCACUCUUAUAGCAGAUAAAAAUGGCAUAGUCAAAAAGCUAGAUACUCUAGUUGCAGAGCACAAUACUACAAUGGCUAAUCUUGAGGUUCUUACCCAGAAAGUAGCUGAUCAAGAAGUCUGCCUAACUACAACACUUGCAGACAAAAUGGAUAUAUUAGAGAAGCUGCGGGAAAUAAAAGAGAAGAAACAGAAAAGCGAGGAUGCUCUAAAGAGAAUAGAGAAUGCAAAGCGUGUUGUAGCAGGUACUACUGAGUUGCUAGACUUCUUGCAGAAAUAUAAGUACUCAGAGUGUGCUGAUGCAACUGCAAGUAAAUGCAGCUCUUCUAAAGAGGAGUCUCUGCGCCUUCUGUUGAAUAAAGCAGGUCUUCCUAUGGAGAUGGAUGUCUCUAAAUUAAUAUCCAAACUGCGAGAGAUUUCAGAGAAGCGACAGAUAAAUAUUGAUACAGUGCAAAGCGCGCUAAAUACCUUAGAUGGCGAAAAGGCUCUGAAUCUAGAGCAGUCAAACAAUCUUGCAGAGAGAGUAUCCAGAAUGGGCACACUAAUGGCAAACAGUCAAAAUAUAAAGAAAGAUCUUUCAGAGCAGCUUGAAAGCUUGAUCAGUGCAAUACACGAAGAAAAAGAAGAACAGAGCGAAGACAUAUCUAAUUUCAGCAAAAUACUUGACAGGAUUGAGAACAGAAUAAAACAGAUGCAUCGCGAUGCGUUUGGGGUGGAGGAGAAGCAAGAUGCAUCAUUGGAGACAAACCCCACCACCCGUAUAACAGAUCUUAAAAAGAAGUACAAUGAAACAAUAAAUAAGAUUGAUGAUCUGCAGAACAGCUACACUAAAAUAAUGAGUAAUCUUGAUAGUUGCAGAAAUCCUGACCCUGAGCCCUAA